GAUAAAUGUGAUAAGAGUGGGAGGAGAACUACAGUGCCAGUCCGGAAAAGGAAAUGGCUUAUGCAGAGGUCACUGAGAACUCGCGGUGGCAGCCGGGACGUCGGCGGACUGUGUGCCUGCGCUGAGGAGAGCUGCGUGUCCCCAGUGUCCGCUUGGGUCGCCCGAAUAGGAAUGCGCCUCACGAAGCCGGUGUGCGUUGAAAUAUUUUGUGAAGACCCAGCGGGGACUGCGCUGUGAGAAGAGCCAUGGUCGGCCGUUGCCUGUGUCACUAGCGUGUCGGCGUCGGUGCAGUGUUUAAUUCAUUGAGCUAAGAGCCGUUAGCGCCGCUUCGUUGAUUCACAGCACGUUAGCUCAGUAGCCUCCGUCUGCGGCGUACGUGUUAGCCGCUUAGCUGGCGUGGAGCUAGUGCGAGUGAGUGGUCGAUCCAGUUGGACAGGAGAGGACCAGACUGACUGCUGCAUACAGCCGGUGUCUCCCCAAAAAAGGCGGUGGUGGUGGCAGGCGGGGGUCCGGGAGAAAGCGACGGGGUGGAAGUGAGUCAGGAGCGGCUGAUGAGUUCAGAGCCGAGCGUGGGGCCGCCGCUGCUGCAGGAGGAGGCUGAUCCUGGACCGAAGACCGGUGGGAAGGACGAGGCUCCGCUGGGGAGCGAGGGAGGGUCCGGUGGCGGCGGCGGCAUGGUCACCUCUAAGGGUGCCGGUUUGAACCCAAAUGCCAAGGUUUGGCAGGAGAUGCCAGUGGCUCCCACAGAGACUCUGACAAACAGCCCCCACUGGCCCAACACAGACAUGACUGAAGGUUACACUGAGACUUCGUCUGCUGGGUGCAAACAGUACACCGUGGGAUUCACAACCCUGGAAGACAAGGGCUCCACAGCAACAGCUGAUAUAUCAGUGAAUGGAAUGGACGCUCCAGAGAUGGUCUUCUCCCCUGCUGAGUCCACGACAGGGACGCCAGGAGAAUCCAAGGCUGAAGAGGAGCCAAUCUCAUCUGAGAGUCUACGAGAGUCUCUUAAGAAAGAACUGGAGUUUUAUUUCUCAAGGGAAAAUCUCUCAAAGGACCUGUACCUGAUGUCCCAGAUGGACAGUGACCAAUUUGUCCCCAUCUGGACUAUAGCUAGUAUGGAGGGCAUUAAAGUUCUCACCACUGACAUGGACCUCAUCCUGGAUGUGCUAAGAUCCUCUCCUAUGGUACAAGUGGACGAGAAAGGGGAGAAAGUGCGUCCUAAUCACAAGCGGUGCAUUAUCAUCCUGAGAGAAGUCCCUGAAACCACACCUGUAGAGGAGGUGGAGUCACUGUUCAAAAAUGACAACUGUCCAAAGGUGAUCAGUGUUGAGUUUGCACACAACAAUAACUGGUACAUCACAUUCCAAUCAGACACAGAUGCUCAACAGGCUUACAAGUAUUUAAGAGAGGAAGUGAAAACGUUUCAGGGAAAACCCAUCAUGGCCAGAAUAAAAGCCAUCAACACAUUCUUUGCGAAGAAUGGCUACCGUAGCAUGGACAGCAGCCUGUACGCCCAGCAGUCCCAGAGCCAGUCCCAGUAUAGCUCUCCUCUCUACAUGCAGCACGUCUACCCUCAGCAGCAGUACCCAGUCUACGGCAUUGUACCUCCAACCUGGACGCCUUCUCCAACACCUUAUUUUGAAACUCCUCUGGCACCUUUUCCUAACAGCAGCUUUGUGAAUGGCUUUGGCUCAGCUGGACAUUACAAAACAGGCUCCAACUCUUUGAAUAUUACUCGUCAGUUCAAUAGAAGUCGUGUCCCUCUCUAUUCAAGAAAGAAUGUAAUAAAUGCCUUCAGAAACCAUGUAAAGCCCCAGGUGAGGACGAACGAAGUGACCCCGGCCGUCAUCACUCCCGUGGCCCUGGAGAGUCUGACUGGCCUGCGGAGCCCACAGCCCCCUGCUGCUGUGGCUGCAGCUGCCACCAAUCCGGUCCAGGCGGUGUCGGAUCUCAGCAUGGCCUUCUCUCAUCUCUCUUCCUCCUCCUCCUCUUUGGACCCUUGUGAUGACAAUGGCAUGUCUGGACGUGGAAGACGGAGCACAACCUAUAGAGGACCUCGCAGGAGGCGAGAAGACGACCGCAUCACGAGACCUGUGCCGCUAACAGAAGUCAAGGUCUCUCCACCCAAGUUUGACUUGGCUGCCACCAAUUUCCCUCCCCUUCCAGGCUGUGUGGUCAGCACACAGGGGGAGCCGGUGCUCGAAAACAGAAUGUCAGAUGUUGUACGCGGUUUGUACAGGGAUAAGACUGAACAAACCAACAAAGAAUCCACUGUGAGUGCGGGGUCAGGCCAAGCUCCAGUCACAGAGAUGACUGUGGCUCCAAGUCCGAUCCUGCCAGCGGCUAAACCUGCUGUUCAACCACUCGGACCUUCUGCCCCAGGUGCUCGUCAGGAAAAGAGGGCUGAACGGGCAGAGGUCCAAGCUCCAAAAACGACGCCACGCACACCUGUUCAGACUACUGUCAACUCCUCCUCCUCAUCCUCUUCUUCUGCACAGCCUGUGUCUGUCUCCAGGCCUCAGCCUCCAUCUGCCUCUAUACCUGUGACACCCACCACACCCACCCCUGCUGCAGUCUCUGUACCCACUCCGGCACAGGAGCCACGUAAGCUCAGCUAUGCAGAGGUCUGCCAGCGGCCACCCAAGGACCCACCUCCGCCUGCGGCCCCUGCCCCAGCUUCCUCCGGUACUGCUUCAGCCCAGCCAUUGCGCGAAUUACGCGUGAAUAAAGCCGAGGAGUCUGGCUCUAGCGGCGGUCCUGGGGACAAACACGAGAGAGGCCACGACAAGGAGGGAGGAUGGGAAUGUAAGGAGAGCCGGCCGCCCCGCGAACGUGACUCUCAGAGCUACUACCGCAGCAACGGCCCCAGAGGCACCGGGGGCCUCAAGUUUCGGGACCAGAGGCGCCCGCCUCCGGCCCGACGUAACUCCCCACAGGGAGGCUACAGGCACACUGGCAAAGAGCAGAAUAUCCCUCCAGUGUCACCCAAAUAAAGGACUUGAUAUGAAUAGAAAAAAGAUGUAUGAAUAUAUACAUGGAUAUAUAUGAUUAUAUAAAAACAAAUAAUAAAAGCAACAACAUAGGUAGCCUCCUUCCCCCUGGAACUUGUCCAAUGAGAUGCUUCUAAAAAUGACACUUAAAAACCAGGACAUCCAGGACUAAUGGGCUGAAUGACACCAGAAGAACUUUGACAAAUGAUUUUGGAAGAUCUUGGUUUGACCUCCGGCAUUAUGCUUAGAAUCAUAAGUGCGAUUUACGUGGAGGUCAUCUCAUUUAUGCUCCGUUGGGAAAGGAAAGGAUGCUGGGCCGCAUAAAAAGCCCACUCUACCCUUUUUUUUUUUUCUUUCAAUUAUUUUAAAAAUAGAUGUUGGUCUGCGAGAACAAUAUGCACUAAAGAAAGAAAAAGAACAUGCAUAUUGGUCAUGUACAUAUACAAAGAUAUCACUAACAACGCAAUGAGACAUCAGUUUUGUUUUUUUUCCUUUUGUGUGCUUAGAUGUGCAAGAAUGACUGAAGGUUUGACUGAUGUCUGUAUGCAUUGAUUGUUCAACCAGAUGAUUGACCUGCUACAGUCUGUGAGCUGUAGAGCAUGUCUAAUGAACCUGAUUUUAAUUUCUGUUUUGAUUUUUACAUCAGAGAUUUAGAAUCAUUGUCCUGGACGCGGACAGUGCGGUCUUCACAUGUAUAUUAAGGAAAAUGUGUUCUAUCGUGGUAAUUUGAUCCUGGUCUGCGAUUGGCUUCAACCGCGUUGCAGUUAGAUGUGUAGUUUUGUUUAGGCCCAAAUCCACUUUGGGCUGCUCACUGGUCUGUUAGCCACAGAUAACCUGCUAGCCUGGUCCAAAGUUGUCUUUUUCCUUUUUCUUUUUCUUUUUUUUUUUAAACAUUAAUUUUUAAGAUGUUGUCCUGGGUGCACCCACUCUAAUGGAUUGAAAUUAUUAGUCAUGUUGAUAAUCAGUCAGAUGCUCUGUUUACAUGUUUGGGAUGUAGGGUGAUGUAUUUGAUGGAGACUUGAAGAAGACGAGGUUUCAUGGUAGGAUUGGACUGGUUUUGGUGAGGUUUGGCUUUUCUACAUCACAGGAAAAUUCAGGUUAAUCUUAUAUCUGUGAAACGUUCUUAACAAUGGCUUAGUGUCAAAACUAGACUUGAGGUUUUGCUAUUAGCUGAGAAUGAUCGCUACGUAACAUUUGGCAGCCGAUAUCGUGGGUUGAAAGAAGAACGGAACCCUUUUUUUCCACGUGCUAUGUGCCAGCUGCCUAUGAUCAUAGUGGGUAAGGGAUAAGUUUGAGAAAAAAAUUAAAAUUCAGUCUGCUAAAGAAAAUGUAACCAUUGGGAAACGUUUGGCCCAGUAAAACUGGAUUUUUGGAAGGUGUAGCUGCCUUUGCUUUAUUGUAAUAACCCUUCACUAGAAACGUGUGCGGGAGAAUGUAAAUGUUCUAGUUCUGGAUUUACAGAGGGAGGCUUUUGACAGCAGCUGUCCACCUGAUUGUUUUUUUUUUGUGCUUUUAUGGUUGAGUUUGCUGUUAUUUUUUUCUUUUUGUAACUUUUGGGAAAAAAAGACAAAGGUUGACUUAGAAUUUGAAGUUUGACUCACUGUAUGUAUUUGAUUUUUAAUUUUAUUUAUUUUAAUUCAGAUGCGCAACGCUUUUCUCCCAAUCUUGGUAGGCUGGUUUCCCCAAAGUUGUGUGAAAUCGCAUUGGCAAAAAGAAAAUCACGCAUAUGGCAGUUAUAUAAUGUUGGAGAUGUCAGCUGAAAAAAUACUUGAUGCAUUGACUUGGGUGUUAGUAAUGCAGUAAAUGAGCAACCAAUCACUGGGGCUGUUAUUUCUUCUUCAUUAUUGAGUUUGAGCAGCUAGUGAUUUAGUCUAAUUAAAAAUGAAUGCACUAACUCUAUUAAAAUAAUACCUUACUCGAGAGUAAGGUGAAAUCAUUUUAGAAGCAUAUGGUUGAUGUUGACAGGCUUGCAAUUACCGUCAGGAUAUGCUUUCAUCCCCUCCAUGUCUUUGAUUUUUUUUUCUGUUAAAUUCGGUUGGGGUGGCAAAAAAGGAUAUAGACUAAAAUGGAUCAACCAAGUGUUUGAGACACAAUCCUAGAACUGUAUGAAAUGUCACCAAAAAUAAAUUAUUUUGAUUUGGCA
Molecule: messenger RNA, 5136 nt
Organism: Cynoglossus semilaevis (tongue sole)
Lineage: Eukaryota; Metazoa; Chordata; Actinopteri; Pleuronectiformes; Cynoglossidae
Gene: larp4aa
Product: La ribonucleoprotein 4Aa
Exons: 17
Coding region: 552-2996 (814 amino acids)
Biological process (GO): positive regulation of translation
Cellular component (GO): cytosol; cytoplasmic stress granule
Molecular function (GO): mRNA 3'-UTR binding
Source: RefSeq, a predicted model, not a curated record